This is a messenger RNA of Aspergillus costaricaensis CBS 115574, 276 nucleotides long. RefSeq lists its product as uncharacterized. The coding region runs from base 1 to 276 and encodes 91 amino acids. The transcript has 2 exons. Lineage: Eukaryota; Fungi; Ascomycota; Eurotiomycetes; Eurotiales; Aspergillaceae. The record is from RefSeq and is a predicted model, not a curated record.
AUGGUUAUCGGGAUGAUUCCAAUGUUGCGCGCGAAUGAGGAGAGCGGUGCGGAGGGUACUGCUCCAGCUGUGCCUCUAGGCCGAUUGGGAGAGGCAUCGGAAGUUGCCAAUAUCGUCGCGUUCCUACUAAGUGACGACGCUCGAUAUGUGACCGGAGCGACUUGGGCGCUUGUUGUCCAUUAUGCUCAUACCAAGAAGCUCCAGAGUACUCCAGGGGUGAACUUGCGUUUGCAGCAUGGACCUAGUCAGUAUUGUCGUCAGCUUGGCUCAAUAUAA